This is a messenger RNA of Esox lucius (northern pike), 8296 nucleotides long. RefSeq names its product shroom family member 4 (gene shroom4). Lineage: Eukaryota; Metazoa; Chordata; Actinopteri; Esociformes; Esocidae. The record is from RefSeq and is a predicted model, not a curated record. The coding region runs from base 168 to 6197 and encodes 2009 amino acids. Gene Ontology annotation, biological process: actin filament organization. The transcript has 16 exons. Gene Ontology annotation, cellular component: apical junction complex; cortical actin cytoskeleton; adherens junction. Gene Ontology annotation, molecular function: actin filament binding.
GCCCUCCCUCUCUCUCGCUAUGUGUCGCCUUCUGUUCGGUUGUUGCAUGGAAUGGCAGUCAGGUUAGUGAUGGAGGUUUGGAGUUCUACAGCACCGGUUGAAAAGUGACUCCGUUCACUUUGUUAGAUUGGUUACCGCUAGGAUAAUAACGGUAAAACACAUCUAGGAUGGAGACGGUUGAGCAGCUUGUCUCGUUUAACCAUAUCCAAAUACAGCUAAGUGGAGGCUCGCCUUGGGGGUUUACGCUGAAAGGAGGUCUUGAGCACGGAGAACCGCUUAUCAUCACUAAAAUUGAGGAAGGUGGUAGGGCGGAGCAGUGUAAGAAGCUGAGGGUGGGUGAUGAGUUGGUCAAUAUAAACGGAUCCGCCCUGUACGGUUCAAGACAGGAAGCCCUUAUCCUCAUUAAAGGGUCUUUCCGGAAACUGACGAUCGUUGUACGCAGACGCAGCAUCCCUGUGAUUAGGCCUCACUCCUGGCACCUGGCCAAGCCAUCGACAUCAGAGUCCUCCCCAAUUUCAACCCCCGUCCUCCCUCCCCCCUCCUGUGAACCCCUCCCUCCUCCCCCUCCUGUGCCCCCCUCUGCCAUGCAGCUCCACCCUGGGCCCCACACACUACCCUGGCACUCUACAGCCGACAGCAGUGAUCUGUCUAUCCAGUGGAACCAGUUAUCCAGACACUACUCAACAGAUCGAAGCAGUUCCCUAGGUAGCAUGGAGAGCUUAGAUCCUCCUAGUAGCCAAGUGUAUUACGAUUCCCAUAAUUCCCCAGUGGACCCAGCCAUCUUCAACAAUAAGAGAGAAUACGAAUCACACAAUUCGCCAGUGGACCCUGCUAUAUUCAACAAUAAAAGAGACUCUGCCUAUAGCUCUUUCUCAGCGAGUUCUAAUACAUCAGACUAUACUGUCUCACUGAGGCCUGGUGAGGCCUGUUCUAUGGAAAAUAUUCUCCAGAGCCUGGGACCAGGGGGACCUGUUUGCCGGGGUGACGCCUAUGGUGAUGCACCAUCCCUAAGGAGGGAAUCAGACGAGGCCAAGGAUGACACAGGGACUUCAGGCCUUGCCUUAAAGUCUAAGUCGCUGAUCAGGCCACGGGUGUGGCAGUCAGAAGCAAAGGAGCGGCCUUCUUCAUGCUGUUAUGAGGAGGAGAGGAAAGAGUUCACAGGGGAGAGGGGCAGAGAAGAAGGGGAAAAGGGAGUUUCAAGUCCCCCUGAGCCCCCGACCAGGAAAGAUAGUUUCAGGGCCACCAGGGGUCGCUCAGGAAUCACAGGUGUCAAAGAUCAACGAUGCAUAUCCGCCCCUGUUGAAAUUCCCAGCCUCUCUUGUUGCCAUACCGACAACAAGGCGGAUGACGACAGUCCUCAGACCAUUCCUAGCGUUCAGUGCCGGAAAGCGCAUCCCACUCCUUGCGAGACCCAAAAGACAGAAGGGGACCUGGGAAAAAGAAAUGGGAAUAGGGUUGAGAAUUUCAAAGGGGAUUCCUUGGAGCAGUACUACAGCCUCAUCUCCAAGAAAAAAGGAUCCCGUGCGCACAGAAAACCUGAGAGCCACCAAGACCCCCUCAACCUCCCUUCCCCAGAAAGAAACUGCAAUUCCCCCAUUCCUAGCACCAGCCCCCUACCUCCACACACUCCCAUAGAGCCCGACACACCAGGGGAGCCCAACCACCUACCCCCCCAGAACAAACAUUCCUCAUCGGUUCUACACAGGCACAGUGCCCCUGAGAAACUGUUGUCUCAGCUACGUCUGCUAGAGUUCUCCAGUGAUCCCUCGAAACAUUCAGACCCUAGUUCCGUCCUCCCUUCCAGCUCCCUAUGGUCCCACUCCCCCCUCCAUCCCAACAAGGAUGACCUAGGAGAGGAACAUCGCAACCAGGGGAUGUGGGGAGGGAGCAGAUGCUCUACUCCAGGAUCGGUGGACAUCGAUCGGGUUGGUGAAGUCGGGGAGAGUUUGGAGCUGGUGGCGGCUGCUGUCCUCUCCCCCAUUCAGGUCCAGCAUCCCUGGGGUAGGUCAGUGAGUGUUCCAGGGACAGGGGAGCCCUCCAGUGGUCCAACCAUGCAAGAGGUGAGCUCUGAGCGGGUUCGAGAGAAGGAGUUUGUGCCUCUAAGUGUUGCAGCAAGUGUGGACAGCUUACUCUUGGAAAAUCGAAGAGGAGGGGGAGAAGGAGGAGUAGGAAGGGAUGACAAUGAAGGAGAAGUGCUGAUUAAGAAACCCAGGAGCCACCGUUCAUCACGCACACGGCGCCGGAGUGAACGCUUUGCCACAAACCUCCGCAACGAGAUCCAGCGCAAGAAAGCCCAGCUGUCAAAGGGCAAAGGCCCAGCAGGCCUGCUCUACGGUGGUGAGACAGUUGAGGAAGAGGGGGGUCCUGAGCCUCAGGACUCCCAGGGGGAAGAAGCGGACAACCCUGAUCCGUCUUCCCAGGAGAGGAGUUCCCAAGGCAGAUCUGCUUCAGCCGACACUAGCCUCUCAACUCCAGCCCCCAGAAGCCAGAAAAGACUACCCUCCGCUUUGACGCCCCAGGUUCACCAGCCAUCCCCAAUUUCAGCUCUGCCAUCCACCAGGGAUGAAGACCCUGGUCACCCAGAAAAUGAAUACCAAGCUACAGACCCACCCAGGACAACACAGAAGUUUGACCCAAUGGUACGCAGCUGCCAUUUGGAUGCCCAGGUUGUAGAAGAGCCAGCUCCAGCUGGAAAGGCCCGGCGAUGGAGGUGGACACCUGAACACAAACUCCAACCGGAAAUGGACACCGACCAACGAGGGGAGAAGGUCUCAGGGAGCUUGGGGGUGUCAGGACGAGGCAGGGCCUCUUCCACCUCCUCUGCCUCCUCUUGUUCUUCUUCCACCAUCCGUUCGUCCCGUACUGAGGAGAACGACAUUUUGCCUUUUGCAGACCGCUGCAAGUUCUUUGAGGAGACUAGCCGGAGUGUGUCAGUGUCAAACCUGCCAGGUUUGACGAGUCGUAAGCAGAGGCCAGAGAGACACGGGAGGCAGCCUUAUCAGUCUGUCCAAGCUCAGAGGAGGUACUCCUACCAGGGGGGAAUCCAGCAAGAAACUCUACUGUCCAUGAAUACCACAGAGGCCAAUAGACAUUCAGCUAGAGGCAACAGGGAGGAGCGAGAGAGAGAAGAGAGGGAAAUGGAGAGAGAGAGGGACAGGGAGGAGAGAGAGAGGGACAGGGAGAUGGCUAGAGAGAGGGAGCGGGAAAGAGUUGAGAGGACCAGGGAGAGGGAGGUGAGGGAACAAGAGGAAAGGAUAAGGCAGAGAGAGAUGGAGAAGAAGGAGGAGGAGAGACAACGAGAGGAGGGGGCUAGGCUGAGAGAGAUGGAGGAGGAGAGACAGCGAGAGGAGAGGGCUAGGCUGAGAGAGAUGGAGGAGGAGAGACAACGAGAGGAGGGGGCUAGGCUGAGAAAGAAGGAGGAGGAGGAGAGACAACGAGAGGAGGGGGCUAGGCUGAGAAAGAAGGAGGAGGAGGAGAGACAACGAGAGGAGGGGGCUAGGCUGAGAAAGAAGGAGGAGGAGGAGAGACAACGAGAGGAGGGGGCUAGGCUGAGAGAGAAGGAGGAGAGACAACGAGAGGAGGGGGCUAGGCUGAGAGAGAAGGAGGAGAGACAACGAGAGGAGGGGGCUAGGCUGAGAGAGGAGGAGGAGGAGAGACAACGAGAGGAGGGGGCUAGGCUGAGAGAGAAGGAGGAGGAGAGACAACGAGAGGAGAGGGCUAGGCUAAGACAACUCGAAAUGGAGAGAGAAAGAGAGAGGGAGAUUGAGCUGGAGAGAGAACGGGAGAGGAACAAAGAGAGACAAAAAGAUCGAGAGGAGAAGGCCCUGCGUUCAGCUCAGGAUAUAUGUGUCAAUCACACCCAGCCCCAGGACCAUGCCUACUUCCAUCCCCAAGCCCAGAUCGAGGCCCCUCGUUCAGCCUUCCACCUGGUCAACACCCCUCUUGACCGGGACCACCAAGGGCACCCACCACGGAGCUACACACCAACAGAGGCGUAUCCUGCGGUGUCCCGACCAUUACCGCGUGGACAGACUCAGAUCAACAGGAAAUUCAGCCUGACCGAGAGGGACAACACGCGGUACAGACGUGAUUCUGCCACCAGGCCACCCGAUGGGGCUAUAACAUCAUAUCACCAGCCAGUCUCCCAGAGUGGAGGUGAUUGGAGUGGCCAGCAGUCUGCUUGUGGUAUGGGUGACGAGGCCCAUCAUCAGACAUCUGUGGUGGUUAAAUCGUCAUCACUGCUUAGAAGCAGGGCCAUGUCUGAAAAUGAUCUACGCUUUGAAUCCACUUAUCGGCGUGCUUCACCCUCAGCUGCAACGGCGGAACCGUUGUCUGUGCUGGAGGAAGGAGGUGGGUUCAGAGGUGAUAGAGGAAGAGUUAACAUCAAGAAGGCUCCUCCCCCUCCAAGGCCGCCUCCCCCAAAAUGGGAGCAGUUUCACCGUAGGAGAACCUCCCACCACACACUCUUUGCCUCCCCUACUCUCUUUUCUACCUCUGUUUCUUCACCUGUCCAUCUGUUGGCAAACCCCACCCCCCCUCCUCUCCCUCUCAUUCCACCAGAGGGUCCUGCCUCUUACCCCUCAUGUCACCCCGAAAAGACCGAAAUGACACGUCAGCGCUCCUUCAGCCUACCACCUCAGAAGGAGGAGCUAGAGGGGUGCCAGCAUUGCAGUCGGCACCAAGUCCAGGAACGCCCCUUUUCUCAAGUUCCGCCCAGUCCUAGGUUUGCACGUAUGGCCUUCCGGCCAGUGGUUGUUUCCGACAGACAGAGAGACACGCCCUUUCACUUCAACGACACACAGCCACCUCUGCUGCUGUCAGACAGCUGUGCUAGGUUAUGCCACACGGAUGACCAAGAUCAUCCUGCUGUUUUGAAACCCACCUCCCAGAGGCAGCAAGACACUGGGGCUGAUUGGGAGAGAACUCCAUCUCCCAGAGUACAUAGGGCCUCAGGCCUCGCCACCAUGGAAAAUGGUGGCAUCUUACCAGAGUCGUACUUCGCUCUGAGCUAUGAACAGCAGCAACAGUUACAACACAAUAGAAGAUUCCGGAAUCAAGUCCACAAUGAUAACAACAACAAAUUGGAACCAGACAUAUUGGAACCGGAAUCCGCUUUGAGCCCAAGCCCCGCCCAGAGCUUGGAACAGGAAGUAGACAUCCCUAUGGAAACGGACAUUGAUGAAUUCCAGGAGGAGGGGCUCCUUGAGGAUGAAGAGCCAAUCCGAACUGAGCUACAAUGCUUUGCUCUGCCAGUCAGGGUGCUAGAGACAGACAUCGACACUCUCCCUGACCAACAUGCCUCGCCAGCGGGUAGGUUGACAGCGGGGAGUGGAUCUCUGGAUGGAGAGAUGGAGGACCAGGGGAUGAGGACCAGGGAGGGACUUAUGCAGGAGCUGUUUCCCCAGAGUGGUGAAGGCGAGGCAGGCUUUGAAAACUGUAGAGGGGCCUACCGUAGUCCCAACCAGGAGCACAACACAGACAGCCUGGAUAGGCGUUCUGGCGCAAGCUCCAGUUGUUCAUCCUACUAUUCUACGUCAGCAGCCAAAGCUCAGCUGCUCAGUCAGAUGAAGGACUACUGCUCUGACACCAGAGAUACUGAUGAUGACGACGAGCUGUCUUACAAAAGACAAUUGAUGGAGAGUCUACGAAAGAAGUUGGGAGUUUUGCGAGAAGCACAGAGAGGCCUGCUGGAGGAUAUCCGGGCAAACGCACAGCUAGGAGAAGAGGUGGAGAGCUUGGUGUUAGCGGUGUGCAAGCCCAACGAGGUGGAUAAGUUCCGGAUGUUUAUCGGCGAUCUGGAUAAGGUGGUGAGCCUGCUUCUGUCUCUGUCCGGACGGCUACUGAGGGUGGAGAGCUCGCUGGACAACCUGGACACCGACACCAGGCUCCACGAGAGGCUCCCCCUCCUGGAGAAGAAGCGCCAGCUCUUGUUGCAGCUGUCAGAGGCCCAGGACCUCAAAGAACAUGUGGACCGACGGGAACAGGCUGUGGGCAGAGUGCUGGGGCGAUGCCUCUCCCCAGAACAGCACCGGGAUUACAGUCACUAUGUGAAGAUGAAGGCAGCGCUGCUGGUGGAACAAAGACAGCUAGAGGACAAGAUCCGUCUGGGAGAAGAGCAGCUCAGAGCCCUGCGGGAGAGUUUGGGACUGGGUCUAGGCAUGGGGUUAGGGAUGUCCAUUGGAUACGGCCACUACUGAAACCCCCCACCUUAAACAUGGAGAGAGGGAUGGGGUGUAGACUCGCUGAGAGGAACUGACAGAUGGAAUAAAUCGGCGGACAGCGGUGGGAUAUGUAUUGGAUUUGGUCACUUUUAAGAGAAUGCCACCCUACUCUGGCAGGUUCUUUAGGGCAGUUACUGGCUUUGGAACUGGAGUUCAGGAUGAGGACAUUCAGAGCUGUGUUGGGCUAAUGUGGUUUCUGAGCAUUUUGUGAGCAUCACUUGACCCUGUUGCAGUUGCUAAGAAUCAAUUCACACUUGGGCGGGGCUGCAUUUAUAUUGCAUAAUUUUUAUUUAACCUGUGAAUAUGUCCGGUGAAGGCAGACAUGUACUCUGUUGACACAACAACACAUCACAGACGAACAUAAUCCAGAAAGCUAAUCCGUGAAGAGUCGGCUGCUCUGUUUGUCAAUUCGGGUUUGUGGAACAUGAUUAAGUCUCCUAGACUAACCGUAAAUCAACAAUUCAUCUUUUUUGGGGUGCUUUUGGAGUCACUCAAGGGCCAGAGAUGGGAAGCCCUGGAGGAUUGGAACUGUAGGGAGGCCGUCCUCCCAGACAGGAAUGCACGAGGGUGAGGUAAAAAAGGAUGGGGGGUGUGGGGAUCAAGUUUGGGAUGCAAUAAGGGUGCUAGUACCCAGGUGCUACUCAUGACUCCAGUACAUUCACUGACACUAACACUUAAACAGUACUUCACAGAUGAGCCCAUUAAUAUAGAGAAUAUAAGAAGUCCACAAUAUUUGUCUGUUCAUGAAAUACACCCACUCUUAAGAUGUUACCUUUUGAAAAAAACAGGUUCAAAUUAAUUUAGGGUCAGGAGUCUGUCGGUUUUGUGAUAGAUUUCUUUGAUUGCCGGUCACAGAUCAAUUAGCAAUGCCCCUCACUCGGCUGUCGACGUUACCCUUCAUGGGAUGAGUCGAAUGCUCUUAGAAUGACAUGUCUAUUCUUAGAAAAACACACCUACUUCAGAUUUUACAGUGGGUGUAUCGUGUCCUUCUAAAGUGUGACCUUUUCAUCGUACACUCCAAAUACUACAAUAUGAGGCCAAAGAGGUUUUUGUGUUUGAAUAUUCAACAGGAGUGGGACAAUUAUUUAUUUAUUUAAUCUUCUCCUCUGUUGUGAAAUGACUGCAGGGAGAAUUUGGGAUGCCAGACGAGUAUUUCCAGGAGGAGUAUUAAACUGUUGGGGAGUGUGUAGGAUACAUUUACCAAAAAGCUGCUCUUUUUGUCACAAACAUUAAUGGUAAUGAUUCCACUAUUGCCAUGAUUGAAUAUAAUCUUAUUACAGAAAUCUCUACAGUAAAAGAUAAAGUUACGGAUACAGCUGCCUAUCAUGUAACACAAUCAUAUUUUAAGUCUGUUUGUGCUCUCAUGGUAACCCUGUCACAUUGGCAGUUAGCAAAAGCACAAACAGCCUGGAUAACAUUAUAAUCCAUAAGUGUGUCUUACAUUCUGGGGCUUGACAUUUUAUUGGCAAUACACGACCAGCGUAGACACUGACCCAAGGUCAGCUUAUCAUUUCUCCCACCAUGGUUGAGGUUAUAGGAUUGGGUGGGAAAAGCUGGUACCUAGAUCUGUACCUAGGAUUAACUUCAACCCGAGCCCUUACAUUACCACAGCCUGGUUUGGUGUGUGUAUAUUCACUCAUUUUGUUCAUAUGAAAUGUUUUUGUAUAGAAGUGAUAUUCAUUUUUUUGUUAUAACUGGAAUCCAUCCUUGUAAAUAAGGAGAAGUUAUGCCGUGAGGUGUGAGGUUAUGUGAAUUAUAUAUCAUCAAUCCCCAUGUUACCUAUAUGUCAAAGUUCAUAAAAAUACAAUACAUGCAAUAAAUGAAUCAAAUAAGACACUUUAUUGGCUGUCUAACCAAAACUUGCAUGAACACGGACACAUACACACACACACACAAUGCUGCUUCAUUGAUUAAAUAUUAUCCAAUAAGAGGCUGACGCUGACCGUAUAUAUAUGCAUUUCUUUCCCUAGGUAAUAUUUUGCAACUCACAUGUACAUUAAUGUUUUUAUUUCAAUGCCAAAGGAAGAUGUAUACUUGUUUUGACAGAAAUCACAAUAAAAGUCCCAUGUUUUUUA